AUGCAGACCGUUUGCACAGGAGUCUGGAUUCUAAACCGCUACUUUGCUGUGGCAGAGGUCACUUGGAUGACCAAUGAAGCGGUUUUUCUUCUGCGCUUGCUCAUUAGGGCUUUCGACAACGAAUCGUACUUCUGGUAUUAUUUCUUCUUUGGAUGGGGUCUUCCAGCUUUCCUGGUUUUCACCGUGUAUGUUCCUAUUUCUCUUCUUGUGUAUGGGUCCUACGAUCCACGUUGCUGGAGUGCACACGGUCAGGAGCCCAUCAUGAUGAUACUGUACGGACCGAUAACCAUAAUGCUUUCGAUUAAUUUAUCCAUCAUGAUCUUUGCCUUGUUCACUUUGGUGCGGAAAAUGCAGGAAACAAGCACACCAGAGCUUCAAAUCGCCAGAAAGACUGCCAAGGGAGCAGUUAUCUUGUUUCCACAGAUGGGUGUCAUAUAUCUUUCGAUAUUUUAUAUUCCCAAGGGAAAUACAGCAUUUGAUUACGUCGUGCGGGUUAUCUUUCCACUUCAGGGAGCUUUUGCAGCUUUGGUAUUUGUUGCGUGGAACUCAGAGGUUCGUCAGAGCGUCAGACAGCGUUGUAUUCAGUGGUGGCACCGAAACAGCCCCAUGGAGAAAGGUAAAUCAAGCAGCUCUGUGGAGGAGCACUGCCAAAACAAAAUGCAUACGAAUUUACCAAUGACUGUUGAAGAUUUUCUGAGGUGUAGAAUGGCAACAUCCUCAAGUCCUCAUCCACCAACUAGGCUCACCAGCAGCGAAACAAUCCGGUCAAACCAAGAAGAAAUGCUGGAUUUGUCACUGAGCCCGCAAUCAAUCGUUAAGUUCCCAAAGACACCUUCCGAGAUGAUUGAGCUAAGAGAGAUUAGGCAACUGUCACGACAGAGGAAUAUUCCCGAGGACGUUUGUUAUCCUCAGCCAAGCUGUAGCCAGAAAGUUCCGGUGGUAAUUCAUGUCUCAUCUGCUGCCACACCCAACUGUACCUUCUCACCUUCAAACACGAAGCAUAAAGCAAUUGAAGCCCCAGCCCGACCCCACAGAGAGCGUGUCUCUACGGGAUCCUUCGAAGGCGUGCAUGACCUUGAGUCGUACAUCUGCUGUCAUCCAAUACAGGCUCAAUUUCAGCCCAUAAUGCACGAGUCGGCAGACUCUGGUAUUGAAGAAUUUCACGGUGAGAAGCGCUUGUCCACCGAUAGCAUGUGGUUUGAGGAAGAGAUUCAUCUGGAUCAGCCACCGCCACUACAAGCCACACUCGCACCCUUUCAAACCAACAGAGUUCUGUUUUCAAAGAGGACGAGUUGCCCCGCAGUCACCGCUCUGCAUUCCAAACCGCUGAAACAAACCCUGCCAUACAACGUCCGCGAGGCAUUCAAAGGCUAUGGUGUUUGUGAAGACACGAAGCAAAUGAAAGAGCCACAGAGAUUGACAAGAUCUGAGAGCUUGUUUUGCGGCUCAGGUUCUCAAGUGUUCCCUAUUUCGUCAAGUAGUUAUGCAUGGGCUGAAGGCAAACAGAAGUCUAGGAAAAAGGUCUUGCAAGAGAGGUCUUGUAAAUGA
This is a messenger RNA of Pocillopora verrucosa, 1548 nucleotides long. RefSeq lists its product as uncharacterized. Gene Ontology annotation, biological process: adenylate cyclase-modulating G protein-coupled receptor signaling pathway; cell surface receptor signaling pathway. The record is from RefSeq and is a predicted model, not a curated record. Gene Ontology annotation, molecular function: G protein-coupled peptide receptor activity. Gene Ontology annotation, cellular component: plasma membrane. Lineage: Eukaryota; Metazoa; Cnidaria; Anthozoa; Scleractinia; Pocilloporidae.